AUGGAUCUGGUCCGGGCGAACUACGCUGCCGACAGCGACUCAGACAGCCAGGGAGAGGAAGACGUAUCUUGCCCCUUGCCUGAAUAUAUCUCACACAUGUUCCGAAGAGCUGCAACCGCAGGGCUCAGACUGGAGCGGCCGCACGUAUACGCAUACGCCGACGUGCAGCUCAGCGAGCAGCAGCGCGGUAUUCUUGAGCGGCUUGUGCAGCGCGCUAACAGCGCACGGGUCGAGGCAGAGUUUCAGCCGCUGUUCUAUGGACGGCUGCGGGCGCGACGGCCGUUGCACGUGUCGCUGACGCCCGCGCUGCAGUUCAGCAGCGCGGCGGCGGCGACGGCGUGCGUGGAGCGGAUGCGCGCGGGGCUGGCGGGCGCGGGUGUGCUCGCGACGGCGCUGGAGCGGGCGCCGCGCGUGCUACCAAACUGCGACAGCUCAGUGGCGUACCUUGCGCUGCCGCUGGCGCCCGCGGGGCGCGCGCAGGCCGCGGCGCUGACCGCGCGUCUCGGCGCCGCGCUCGCCGCGACACCUGGGGGCCUCACGCCGUACGACAGUGCGGCCUUUGCGGCCGGCGCGCACGUAUCGGUCGCGGAGGACUCGCAGAACCCUGGUCUGCUGCGAUACGCUCGCGCGAAGGAUACUCCAGGCGCGGCGGCGCAUCUCGAGCGCAUGGAGACACUGCUGCAGGCCAGCGAUACGCCGUUGCCUCCGGCGGACGCAGCCGCACUUCAGAUCGUGUGCACGGCCGUUCACCUGACGCUCAACGGUCGACUGCAGGCGAGCGUCGCGUUGCGGACGCAACUGCAGCCCAUGUAA
Eremothecium gossypii ATCC 10895 is the source of this 813-nucleotide messenger RNA. It is a transcript of the gene USB1, whose product is annotated as phosphoric diester hydrolase. Gene Ontology annotation, biological process: U6 snRNA 3'-end processing. The record is from RefSeq and is marked provisional. Gene Ontology annotation, molecular function: nuclease activity. The transcript has a single exon. The coding region runs from base 1 to 813 and encodes 270 amino acids. Lineage: Eukaryota; Fungi; Ascomycota; Saccharomycetes; Saccharomycetales; Saccharomycetaceae.